This is a messenger RNA of Arabidopsis lyrata subsp. lyrata, 1842 nucleotides long. Its product is annotated as F-box/kelch-repeat protein At4g29370. Gene Ontology annotation, molecular function: protein binding. The record is from RefSeq and is a predicted model, not a curated record. Bases 140 to 1186 code for a protein of 348 amino acids. The transcript has a single exon. NCBI's taxonomy places the organism in Eukaryota, Viridiplantae, Streptophyta, Magnoliopsida, Brassicales, Brassicaceae.
AAAAACUUUGAUUUUCUAACAAUACUCUUUGUGGUACAAAGAGAAGGCCAAAAAUGUCUUUUAUAUGCUAAUUGUAUAAUAUUUAAGUUUAACCCUAAUCAUCAUCAUUUUGGAUCCACGGCUACAAUAUCUGCCAACGAUGAUCUCCGGAGGCGAAGUCGAACCGCCGCAUAAAAAGAAGACUCCUCCGCCAUGUGAUGAGUCGUCAUCGUUUUCGUCACUUCCAUACGAACUCAUUGUAGAGUGCUUCGCACGUAUCUCUAAAUCGUAUUAUCGUUCACUCUCACGCGUCUCCAAAACCUUUCACUCUCUUCUCUCUUCACCGGAAAUCUACGCCGGCCGAUCUGAAACCACCGAGAUCUGCCUCUAUAUUUGUUUACGCUUACCUAAACGUACAUGUCCUCGCUGGUUUAGUCUCUGGAUUAAACCUAAAACACCAACCAACUCAAGUGGAAAUUUCUUGGUUCCGAUUUCAUCUUGUUCCGAUUCUCUUCCGGCAUCAAAGUCCACCGUAGCGAUUGGUUCGGACAUCUAUGCAAUCGGCGGAACCAUUGCGCCGUCUUCCGUGGUUAGGAUAUUUGAUUGUCGGAGGCACACGUGGCGUGACGCACCUAACAUGACGGUUGCUCGGAGUAACGCGAUGGCAUAUGUCCUCGGUGACAAAAUAUACGUAAUGGGAGGAUGUCAUGAAUCAGAAAAUUGGUCGGAGGUAUUCGACACAAAGACUCAAACUUGGCGACUAAUAGCUAAUCAUGACGCUGAGGCAAAGGAACCAAAAGAAGGUACGUGGAAUGUUAUGGAUAUGAGGAGAAUUGUUUGGUGUCAAUGGUGGUGGGUGAUAGACAAUGUAAUGUACUGUCGAUCUGGCUCGGGGUAUUUCAUGUGGUAUGACUCAGUUGGUGAACGAUGGAGAUAUGUCCAAGGUUUGGAUAAACUGGUUAGGUACAUGAAUUAUAAUAUAUCUUGCUGUAUGAUAGAAAUAGUUAACUUUGGUGGAAAAAUCUUAUUUAUGUGGGAAAUGUGUACGCUAUUUGGUCGCUGUCCAAACAAGAAAAUUUGGUGUGCGAUGGUUGCGUUUGAAAAACUUGAUGGAGGUAAAAUUGGUGGGAAGAUUGAGUGGUGUGAUAUUGUGCAUACACUCCCCAACUCUUAUAAGGUUUUGCGUUGUCUAUCUAUUUCGGUUUGAUUGGUCGUGUAAAAGUUUGUGACAUCACUGAUUCGUACGUGUUUCAUUUUCUUUGUUCUUUUAGUGGUCAUUGUAUUGAUUAUUGGUUUGUCGAAAAUACUAACCCACGAAGCAUGGAUCUCUCAACUCAAACAAUCUUAACGUCGUCGAUAUGAUCGAUUGAUUAUUUGUGGAACACAUGUCAUCAACCAAAUCAGAUUUAGUUAAUCAUUUUGUGAAUUUAAUUUCUCACCUUUUUGUGGAGAGUGGAAAUUUGUAGAGCUCAUUCGUCUGUUAUACACUUUGUCACUAUGUAAUUCGCCAAAAGGGUAUGUGUUUUAUGUGAGACAAAAUGAGUAAAUUCGUAAGCUUUUACGUUUUAUGUGUUCUUUUUAAUAAAAUGUGACUAGUGAUCAUCUAAGCGUAAGUGAUCAUAUGAUUAAUUUAAUAGUGCGUUAGAGAUCUUAUUUUAGUUUUAUUUUUGAUCAAAAUUGUGAAAGUAGAAGUUUUGAGAGUGAGUGGAAAAUAUGUAUUGAAACUUUGGAAAAUUAAAGUUUCCAUGUUAGUUAAAUUUGUAAAGGAGGUGUAUAAUUACAAUUAUAACCUUAAACUACACACCUUCUUUACAAAAUUUACUUAAUUUGGUUAUAUAAACAGUUUUUAAACUACUAAGUAAG